Sceloporus undulatus (fence lizard) is the source of this 3376-nucleotide messenger RNA. It is a transcript of the gene ILVBL, whose product is annotated as ilvB acetolactate synthase like. Bases 438 to 2339 code for a protein of 633 amino acids. Gene Ontology annotation, biological process: L-valine biosynthetic process. Gene Ontology annotation, cellular component: acetolactate synthase complex. NCBI's taxonomy places the organism in Eukaryota, Metazoa, Chordata, Lepidosauria, Squamata, Phrynosomatidae. Gene Ontology annotation, molecular function: flavin adenine dinucleotide binding; thiamine pyrophosphate binding; magnesium ion binding. The record is from RefSeq and is a predicted model, not a curated record. The transcript has 16 exons.
AGUGUUUUUUUCUUGGAAGAUCCUCCAGUGCAACUCUAUGGCCAACUUCCCCCACAAAUUCUCAGGCGAACCUAAAGAGAACAUAUUAAUCAAAUCCACGAAUAAUCAGAUCUUCAAAAGUCAAAGCCACAAAUUGGAGCGCUGACUGUAAUAUAUUCAUAUCAAUUUCACUGUUCAUUUAAAUUAGAUUGCUUAUUCAUGAAGCAGUUUAAAAAAAAAAUAAGCACACAUACACACCCCAUAUUUCUGCAUGUUAAGCAACACCUGCUGCAAUUCCCCUCUUCUGCACAGCUAUUAAAGGGACAGGAGUCUGCUUCAGUUUUCACUCUGGGAACCUAUCUGUCCUCCUGCUCCUUACGAAAGGGCUUUGGUGGACUUUGUAUUCAGUAAGCCAUCAUCGUAAUUGGAGUGUUCAGUGUAUCCUUAGGCGAUUCUGAAUGAAUCCUGACAUGAUUGCUUCCUCCUUGACCCUGGGAGGCACCACAACAUGGCUGGUGGCAGUGCUGGGAACCUUCAUGGUGACUAUGCUUGGGGCAGCACACAAACUGGGACUGAUCUAUCAGCUUUGGUAUCAGGUGGACUCUAAGAGCACUCGACAUGGUGGGGAGAUUGUGGCAGAAGUUCUGAAAGCCCAUGGUGUUCGCUUUGUGUUCACCCUGGUUGGGGGACAUAUCUCACCCAUUUUGGUGGCCAGCGAGAAGCUGGGCAUUCGUGUGGUGGACACAAGACAUGAGGCAACAGCUGUAUUUGCAGCAGAUGCAGUGGCCAGGCUCUCAGGGACAGUGGGAGUAGCUGCUGUGACAGCAGGACCUGGAGUGACAAACACUAUAACGGCUGUGAAAAAUGCCCAAAUGGCAGAGUCUCCAGUGUUGUUGAUUGGAGGGGCAGCAGCUACAUUGCAGAAGGGCCGAGGGGCUCUCCAGGAUAUUGACCAAUUGUCUCUCUUGAAGCCGCUAUGCAAAUUUUGUGCUUCAGUGAAGACAGUCCGAGAUAUAACUCCUGUGCUGCGAAAGGCUAUUGCCAUUGCCCAGUGUGAUACCCCAGGUCCUGUAUUUGUGGAGUUUCCUUUGGAUGUUUUGUACCCCUAUCAUCUGAUUGAGAGAGAGCUGAUCAAGAAAACAUCUUCUAAGGGUCUUGUGGGAAAGUUCAUUAACUGGUACCUGCGCUGUUAUUUGGGGAACCUCUUUGCUGGAGCUUGGGAGGUGCAAGACCUUUCACCUCUGCCAGUGAAGAUUCAAAAGGCCACAAAGAAAGAAGUGCAACAGUGUGUAGAGCUUAUCAGCCGGGCUAAGAAGCCAGUCAUCCUUCUUGGCAGCCAGGUGACCCUGCCUCCAACCCCAGUAAAGAAACUCAGAGAUUCUUUAGAAGAACUAGGGAUUCCAUGCUUCCUGGGAGGCAUGGCCCGUGGCAUGCUGGGAAAGAAUAGUCCUCUGCACAUCCGUCAGAACCGCCGCGAGGCACUCAAGGAGGCAGAUGUGGUCAUUCUGGCAGGCACAGUUUGUGAUUUUCGUCUGUCCUACGGGCGAAUCUUGAGCAAGGGCAGUAAAAUAAUUGCUGUCAACAGGAAUCCGGAACAACUGCUGAAAAAUGCACACGUAUUCUGGAAGCCCCACAUUGCCAUAAAGGGGGAUGCUGGCUCAUUCCUGGUGCACUUGAGCCAAGAGCUUAAUGGCUAUUCGUGUUCCCGUGACUGGGUAAUAAGUCUGAAGGAGAGUGAUAACAUGAAGGAGAAAGAAAACAGAGUAAAAGCAGAAGAACUGACAGACCACCACCUCAACCCACUGAAGCUGUUGCACCACGUGGAUUGCUUGCUUCCUGAAGACAGCUUUCUAAUUGCAGAUGGAGGUGAUUUCGUGGGAAGUGCUGCUUACAUUAUAAAGCCUAGGGGUCCACUAUGCUGGCUUGAUCCAGGAGCCUUUGGGACCUUGGGAGUUGGUGGAGGCUUUGCCUUAGGAGCCAAGCUCUGCAGGCCAGAGUCAGAGGUCUGGAUCCUGUAUGGUGAUGGCUCUCUUGGCUUCAGUAUAAUGGAAUUUGACACCUUCGUACGACAUAAGACACCAGUCAUUGCCCUGGUAGGGAAUGAUGCCUGUUGGAGCCAGAUCUCACGGGAACAAGUGCCUUUGCUGGGUAGCAAUGUAGCCUGUGGCCUGGAUUACCUGGAUUACCAUGUGGUAGCAGACGGUUUAGGAGGCAAAGGUUUCCUGCUCAAUCGACAGAAUGAGGACCAAAUGGAUGACAUCAUAAGGACAGCACAAUCUGCAUGCAGAAGUGGAAAGCCCAUCCUCCUCAAUGCUCUCAUUGGGAAAACAAACUUCCGUGAAGGCUCCAUCUCUGUUUAAGGACUUGGCUGAAGCUGCAGCACAUGGAGUCUGACAAGAGAGCAGAACUUGUGCUUGCCUGAGAGAUCUGGCUCAGAUAAACUGAUCCCAAACAAGGGCAUAGGUCAGCACAAAGCUUUACUUUUUGUUGGUUCUCCUGUGGGCCAGGAUUUUUAACUCUAGUCUUGCUUUAGCAGGCUUGUUUGGGAUCCUUCUGCAAAUACACCAUUUCUUUAGUUUUUAACUGAGCCAUCGUGUUGAUAUCUAUGCUUGUGCUGGCCUGUGUUGCACUGUGUUUUGUUUAUUUCUGAAAGCAAUUUCAUUCUUUGGGUUUAUGUCUAACAUGGUUUAUGUCUAACACUGAUUACCUGAUAUUUUUACUUGUGUCCAUCAAGGACAAAGACCACAACCUUCCCCAGCCUGCCAAGCACAUGUGUCCCCAUCUGAAGAUUCAGAGAGUAUUUUUCUACACAUAUGGAUAGCGGACACUUAACACAGGCACAGCAGUAAACAUACUGUUUGGUUCACAACUGAAAUUGACACCUUGUGCCCUUCUCUCCCCCCCCCCCCCCCUUCAUCAGAUUGGGUGCUCUGUCCUCUUCUUUGGGACCGCAGAAGGAUUUUCUUUUAGCAUUCCUGGCCCUUAAAGUGCCCUUCUCAUUCUGUUGCAUACAUGUGACCAGCUGCUUGUGCUCAUUCAGCAGCACAGGGUGAGAGCCGAUGUAAGACACUUUGUCAGCACAGCCUUCUGAACCUCAUACUUACAUUCUUUAGGUGAGUUUGGGUCUGUGGUUUUACUCUUCUCUCUCCCCUACUUUCAUGUCUCAGAAACUGCUCAGUUUGUGAUUGAUAGGUUGAAGGUCUUAGGCCUAUAAACAAUCCUAGCCUUGGACCCUCCCCUAACCCUAAGUCUAGGACUUUUCUCCCUUUUAGCAAACAUGCUACAGCAGAGAAAAACUGGGGAAAUGGCCAAAAGUUUGGCUCAGUGUCUUUGUUUCUGUUUUUCAGAAGCCACUGUGCAACCUUUUGCAGUGCAAAUAAUAAAGGGAUGAAUUUUU